This is a messenger RNA of Chanos chanos (milkfish), 1512 nucleotides long. RefSeq names its product germ cell-less, spermatogenesis associated (gene gmcl1). Bases 1 to 1512 code for a protein of 503 amino acids. Gene Ontology annotation, biological process: germ cell development. Gene Ontology annotation, molecular function: protein binding. Lineage: Eukaryota; Metazoa; Chordata; Actinopteri; Gonorynchiformes; Chanidae. The transcript is spliced from 14 exons. The record is from RefSeq and is a predicted model, not a curated record.
AUGGGCUCACUUAAUAGCCGCUUCCAGGCUGCCCCGCGGACGUCGGAGGAGGUUGUCGAGGGCCACUGUGCAGGCGGAAAACAUGGAUGCGAGUGCAGGAAGAGGAAACGAAGCUCGCGCUGUGACUGUGACAGUGAGCCGGACGAUGAAGACAGCCUGUUAGACACACCCCGCAGAAAAAAGUUAAAAAGCACCUCGAAGUACAUCUACCAGACUCUGUUUCUAAACGGAGAAAACAGCGACAUCCGUAUCUGUGCUUUGGGGCAGGAGUGGAACCUACACAAAGUCUACCUGUGUCAGUCGGGUUAUUUCUCCAGCAUGUUCAGUGGAUCGUGGAAGGAGUCUAAUAUGAUGGUUAUUGAGUUAGAGAUUCCUGACCAGAACAUCGACACAGAAGCUCUACAGGUCGUCUUCGGAUCGCUCUACAGAGACGACGUUCUGAUCAAACCCAGUAAAGUUGUCAGCAUUCUCGCCGCGGCCUGUAUGCUCCAGCUGGACGGGCUCAUACAGCAGUGUGGAGAGACGAUGAAGGAGAACGUCAGUGUGAAGACGGUGUGUGGUUAUUACUCUGCCGCCAACAUCUACGGCCUGGACUCCGUCAUGAAGAAGUGCCUGGAGUGGCUGCUGAAUAACCUCAUGACCCAUCAGAACGUGGACCUGAUGAAGGAGUUAGGAGUGGAGGUGAUGGAGCAGCUGAUUCAGUCCUCAGACUUGUUUGUGAUGCAAGUUGAGAUGGACGUGUACACGGCGCUUAAAAAGUGGAUGUUCUUACAGCUCAAUCCAUCCUGGGACGGCCCCCUGAAGCAGCUCCUCUCUGAUGCUGACACGUGGCUUUGUAAACGGAGGAGUGACCUGGGGGAAGAGGAGCCGUUCCUGAACACGGAGGAGGGCCUGCCCUUCAGCCCAGUGUUUCACCACGUUCGCCUGCAGUACAUCAUCAACGACCUGGCCUCAGCACGCAUCCUGGAACGGGACAACAUCCUGCCACCAGAGUGGCUGUCCUGUAUGUAUAAACAGCAGUGGUUUGCUAUGCUGCGAAUGGAACAUGACAACGACAUAGGACCCCAAGAAGCCAAUAAAGAAGAGUUCGAGCUGAACAGCAUGCGGUGUGGCAGGAAACUCACCAAAGAUGGCGACUACUGCUGGCGGUGGACAGGAUUUAACUUCGGAUUUGACCUCCUGGUGACCUACACCAACCGAUUCAUAGUCUUCAAACGAAACACCCUCAGUCAGCCGUGCGGGGGCGCCGUUAGCCUGCAGCCUCGACGCCACCUGGCGUACAGGUUACGUCUAGCCUCAUUUGACAGCAGCGGCAAACUGAUUUGCAGUCGUUCCACUGGCUACCAGCUCCUCACUCUGGAGAAAGACCAGGAGUACGUGGUGAUGAACCUGGACAGCAGGCUCCUGUCUUUCCCGCUCUACGUCUGCUGUAACUUCCUCUACACGUCUCCUCCGUCGGAGCGCCGCGCUGACGUCCCUGAACCAGAGAGCAGCGCCCGCAGUGUGUCCUGA